Molecule: messenger RNA, 740 nt
Organism: Bipolaris sorokiniana ND90Pr
Lineage: Eukaryota; Fungi; Ascomycota; Dothideomycetes; Pleosporales; Pleosporaceae
Exons: 1
Coding region: 96-674 (192 amino acids)
Biological process (GO): tetrahydrobiopterin biosynthetic process
Molecular function (GO): 4-alpha-hydroxytetrahydrobiopterin dehydratase activity
Source: RefSeq, a predicted model, not a curated record
CUGGCCUGAAUGCAGCAACCAAAGCGCUCCCUCCGCCUCGUCUGUCCUCGACACUCUCGCCUCUCACCCAUACUCACCCGAGCCCUCUAGCCUGCAUGGCUCCCUCUGCCCGCCUGGUUCGGGCGGUCCCGUCACUUCUCACCACUACCACACCUUGGCGUGCACUCACUCCCUCUAAUUCAAAGGCCAAGUACUGCUCCAGCAUACGGCUGCUAUUACUUUACCAGCCACUCUUGCCCCACAUCCGCAGUCGUCGCACAACAACGUCCUUGCUCCUACUGCCGGCCCAAGGUACAGCGUUAUUGCCCUGUGCAACUUACACGUCCCAUGCUCGCCCACCUCCACCACCACCACAUGACAUAAUCUUCUCUGCCGACCAGCCCGCUGACCUGCCCCAUCGAGCAUUAAAGCUCUUUCCUGACUGGCAACUCACCGGCUCCCGGAAAGGCGUCGUGCGUCAAUUUACUUUUUCUUCUUUUACCAAAGCCUGGCGCUUCAUGUCCCUCAUCGCAGAUGAAUGCAAGGCCAAGAACCACCAUCCCUCCUGGUCUAAUCUCUAUAAUCAUGUCACCAUUGAAUGGACCACUCACUCUCCCAACGGACUUAGUACAAAGGAUAUCGAGAUGGCCGAGUUUUGUAAUCAAAAGGCUGCCGAGAUUGGGCUCAAGCAAUAACCUCUAUUACUUACGCCCAAUACAAUAUCUCUCCAUAUCUGCCGCCCUUUGAUGACUGAGCGAGCU